AUGAAAACACUCGGGUUGAUCGGCGGAAUGAGUUGGGAGUCAACUACGACUUAUUACCAAGAAAUCAAUCGCCGCGUGCGCGAAAUGCAAGGAGGUCUUCACUCAGCACAAUGCAUCGUAUUUUCCUUUGACUUUGCCAAGAUUGAGGCCCUUCAGCAUCAAGGCAAAUGGGAUGAAGCGGGCGAAAUGCUUAAUGAUGCAGCCACCAAGCUUAGCCUCGCUAGUGCCGACGCCCUGGUUCUAUGCACAAAUACGAUGCACUUUGUCUCUUACGGCAUCGAAUCUGCCUCGCAAUUACCUCUCAUUCACAUCGUCGACCCAACAGCUACAGAAAUUAUAAAAGCGGGCUUUAAAUCCGUCGGUCUUCUUGGAACGCGUUUCACUAUGGAGAAGGAUUUCUAUAAAUCACGAUUGAGCGAUAAGUUUGGGCUACAUGUCAUCAUUCCGGAUGACGAAGACAGGGAGACUGUGCAUGAUAUCAUAUACAAAGAACUCUGCAACAGAAUCAUCAAGGCCGAGUCACGCGAAGCAUACCAUAGAAUUAUUGGCAAGCUUAAAUCUAGUGGCGCUGACUGCUUGAUCAUGGGAUGCACAGAGAUUGGACUCUUGGUCGACGAGGCUGGAAGUGAGCUGCCGAUAUUUGACACUGCAAAGAUUCAUGCAGUUGCUGCUGCGGACUGGGCCAUGGGCGGAUAA
This is a messenger RNA of Fusarium mangiferae, 696 nucleotides long. RefSeq lists its product as uncharacterized. The record is from RefSeq and is a predicted model, not a curated record. NCBI's taxonomy places the organism in Eukaryota, Fungi, Ascomycota, Sordariomycetes, Hypocreales, Nectriaceae. The coding region runs from base 1 to 696 and encodes 231 amino acids. The transcript has a single exon. Gene Ontology annotation, molecular function: amino-acid racemase activity.